CAGAAACGACGGUCUUCGUUAUUCACCUCCUCGGCGACUUCAAUUCGUCAUCUUAGUAGUUAGUACGAUUUCGGAUCUUUACCUCCGAUAUUGUUGUACAAUUACGCUCGUUCAUAUUGCAGCAUAAUUAUAGCAAUAUUGGAAGUGAAGACCCUAAACCAUAUAAUUCAUUGUCAUCUUUUCCGGAUACCCACGAUAUCGCACGUAACCAGGUAAAAAGAAAAGCAGCCAUUGUUACAAUCUCCCGCUCUCUGCCAUCGACUUGUCAACGCGUUGAUUUUACAGAUCGACGUUUGAUGUUCGAAGGUCAACGCAUGCGUGUUACGAUGUCGUUCGAUAGAGAAGAGGAAUGCACGUGGUUGGACGAAUUUGCGACAACAAUGACCGGAUGCGAGAAUGGUUCGAUGACAAGGUACCCUCCCUAGGCCCGCUGUCAUCACGGCGAUUACGUGAUUUGCGAUGCGUUGUGCAACGAAGCGCCAUACGACGCUCCCUUCGACGGGCCCAGUUCGGAGAUGCAUUUUGCGUCGCAAUUAAUGAAGCGAAAAGCGAGACGGAAGAUGGGGCGACGCCAAUGUUCAGUCUGAGGCCUCAGAGCGCCACUACGAGAAAGGAGAUUGAGAUGAUCAACAAAUGCCAACGGGCUGUACACAACACCACCGACUGCAUGGAGAAGCUGCGUCUGCUCUGCUUGGCUAGGGGUGCCAACGGCAUUCUUGGUCUGGGUAGGGCGUUCCGUCGUAUGGACGACGAUGGCAACAAGAAGCUGAAUCUCGAGGAGUUCACGAAAGGCCUGGAGGAAACCGGACUGGAAUUGUCCGAAGAUGAAGUCAACGAGGUCUUUCGAAAAUUCGACACUGACGAAGACGGCAACAUUACCGUCGACGAGUUCAUCGUCGGCAUAAGACCCGAGAUGUCUCAAUGCCGCAAAAAUGUAGUCGAGCAGGCGUUCCAGAAAUUGGACAAGACCGGCGACGGACAGAUCACCAUCGACGACCUGAAGGGGGUCUACAACGUCAAGUGUCACCCGCGUUACAUCAGCGGCGAGGAGAGCGAGGAGAGCAUUUUGAACAAGUUCCUGGCCAACUUCGAGCAGGGCGUCGCGGACGGCAUCGUGACGGAGGAGGAGUUUAUGAAUUACUACAGCGCUAUCAGCGCGAGCAUAGAUCACGACGCUUACUUCGACUUGAUGAUGCGCAACGCUUACAAAUUGUGAAUCUCGAAUCUCCGACAUUUACACUCGGACGACACGACGUCUCAUCCUGCCCCUCUCCGUUCGGCGAUAACCGUCGUGGCUACACCAAACGAAUGUAUAAAUUACUGUCAUUAUUACAUUGUACCCAGCGUGCUUCAGCUUGUAGUUAAAUCCGCACGUAGUCCUGAUUGCAAGUCUAAAAGUGUUACAACACGUUGUCUUUCGAUAAUGAUAAUCGCCAGUCGCCCAAUUAAUUUCGACGAUCGAAUUUAAUAAUGCAUAUAUACAUACACACACACACACGACACCCCUAUAUGUAUACGUGCAAUUCUAUUAAUCAUUAUAAUUCAUCGCAACGCGCGUCCUCGACGAGGGAGAAGAGGCGCGGAAGGAAGAUCGGUCUGAGGAGACUCAUGAAAAAUUUAUUCGCCGACCCGUUGCUACCCCCCCCCCCCCUUUUC
This is a messenger RNA of Dinoponera quadriceps, 1656 nucleotides long. Its product is annotated as calcyphosin-like protein. The transcript is spliced from 6 exons. NCBI's taxonomy places the organism in Eukaryota, Metazoa, Arthropoda, Insecta, Hymenoptera, Formicidae. The record is from RefSeq and is a predicted model, not a curated record. The coding region runs from base 350 to 1216 and encodes 288 amino acids. Gene Ontology annotation, molecular function: calcium ion binding.